CGGACGCGCGCUCCUCCCCUAAUCGUCCACCGGCGCAGCCUCAGCGUGAGGGAGGAGGAUGAGGAAGCUCAAGUUCCACGAGAAGAAGCUCCUCAAGAGGACCAACUUCCUCGAGUUCAAGCGGGAGGGCGGCCACCGCGAGGCCGACGUCACGCAGCGCUACAGCCUCGUGGAGAGGGACGACUACAAGAAGUACAAUGGGAUCUGCUGCAUGGCGCAGAAGCUCGUCAACAUUAUAAAGCAGAUGGAUCCGAGGGACCCCUUCAGGAUCGAGAUGACGGACAUGCUCAUCGAUAAGCUGUAUAAUAUGGGUGUAAUUCCCACAAAGAAGAGCUUGGUCAAAUGCGAGAAUCUUUCAGUGAGCGCCUUCUGCAGGCGGAGACUUGCAACAGUUAUGGUGAAGCUCAAGUUUGCGGAGCACCUUAAAGAGGCUGUCACCUACAUUGAACAAGGGCAUGUGCGUGUAGGCCCAGAAACGGUCACCGAUCCAGCUUUUCUUGUAACCAGGAACAUGGAGGACUUCAUCACCUGGGUGGAUACCUCGAAGAUCAAGAAGAAGGUCAUGGAGUAUAAUGGUGCAUUGGAUGAUUAUGAUGCCAUGAUUUGAGUAUGAGUUGAGUAGAAAUUUUGGGAGAAUCAGUGGUUCGGUGUAGCUACUUUUGUGAUACUUAAAAAAAAACCCUGAAUCUGAGGCUGCCACAUAUGUUGUGGUAGUAUCUGUUGCAAAGCUACUUGUCCCUCUUACUGUUGUCUGAUGAAGCUAAACGGUUGUAUUGUGCAAAUGCCUAAUGAGUUCAUACUUACAUCA
Messenger RNA from Lolium rigidum, 808 nucleotides. RefSeq names its product U3 small nucleolar ribonucleoprotein protein IMP3-like. Gene Ontology annotation, molecular function: rRNA binding; snoRNA binding; structural constituent of ribosome. The coding region runs from base 59 to 607 and encodes 182 amino acids. The record is from RefSeq and is a predicted model, not a curated record. Gene Ontology annotation, cellular component: small ribosomal subunit; small-subunit processome; Mpp10 complex. Lineage: Eukaryota; Viridiplantae; Streptophyta; Magnoliopsida; Poales; Poaceae. Gene Ontology annotation, biological process: rRNA processing. The transcript is spliced from 4 exons.